This is a messenger RNA of Alligator sinensis (Chinese alligator), 4007 nucleotides long. RefSeq names its product discs large MAGUK scaffold protein 1 (gene DLG1). The coding region runs from base 286 to 2952 and encodes 888 amino acids. NCBI's taxonomy places the organism in Eukaryota, Metazoa, Chordata, Crocodylia, Alligatoridae. Gene Ontology annotation, cellular component: postsynaptic density membrane; neuron projection; neuromuscular junction. Gene Ontology annotation, biological process: chemical synaptic transmission; neurotransmitter receptor localization to postsynaptic specialization membrane. Gene Ontology annotation, molecular function: kinase binding. The record is from RefSeq and is a predicted model, not a curated record. The transcript has 23 exons.
AGUUGCUUCUCUUCUCGUGGAGGAGACGGCAGACCUUGCACUGCAGCAGGUGGAGCUGAGCCUGGGUGCCGGCAGAGGGGAUCCCACCCAGCAAGACUUUGGGCCUUGGUACACUUGUCCCUUCGUGCUGAUCUAACUGACUGAAAAGUGGGGUGUAACAUUUUGAAGGUGGACACAAGGAUUUGUCAGUAGCAGUCCUGAAAUGCUGAACUGAUCUCUAACGCGAGGGAGCAACAUUUCCUGAGGAAUGAAAGCUCAAUUUUGAGCACUAUGGACCUAGAGUAAAUGUCAAAGGCAGGCAGCAAGCAGCGUUUACAGAGGCAUUUUUCUGGAAUUUCAAUCACGGAUCGAUUGAAGUGCCCAGGGUCUGAGAAAAUGUCUCCUAGCAUCAAAAACUUGGAUUGCUUUUCUCCGAUGCUGUGCCACUGUAAAGUAGCAUGCACCAACAACACAAUAUCGUUAAUGUUUGGAUGUAAGAAAUACCGCUACCAGGAUGAAGAUACUCCUCCACAAGAGCUCAGCUCUCCGCACAUUAGCAACGAGGCGGCGGGUCCCGAGUUGGUUCACGUGUCGGAGAAGAACCUCUCCCAGAUUGAGAACGUACACGGCUUUGUUUCCCAUUCUCAUAUUUCACCGGUAAAGCCAACAGAAGCUGUUCCUCCCUCUUCUCCCAUUGUCCCUGUGAUCCCUGUCCCGCCCGUCCCUGCUGAGACCACUGUCAGCCCAUCUUCCGCACAACAGGCAAAUCCCCCUCCAGUACUGGUGAAUACAGAUGCUUUGGAGACUCCAGCAUACGUCAAUGGCACAGAUGCAGAUUAUGAAUAUGAAGAAAUCACGCUUGAAAGGGGAAAUUCAGGGCUUGGCUUCAGCAUUGCAGGCGGUACGGACAACCCGCACAUUGGAGAUGACUCAAGUAUUUUCAUUACAAAAAUCAUAGCUGGGGGUGCAGCUGCCCAGGAUGGAAGAUUACGGGUCAAUGAUUGUAUACUACGAGUAAAUGAAGUGGAUGUUCGUGAUGUGACGCACAGCAAAGCGGUUGAAGCUUUAAAGGAGGCAGGGUCCAUUGUACGAUUGUAUGUCAAAAGAAGAAAGCCAGUUACAGAAAAAAUAGUGGAGAUAAAGCUUGUGAAAGGUCCCAAAGCAGGUCUUGGGUUCAGUAUAGCUGGUGGCGUUGGAAACCAGCAUAUUCCUGGAGACAACAGCAUCUACGUAACUAAAAUUAUUGAAGGAGGUGCCGCACAUAAAGAUGGCAAACUUCAGAUUGGAGACAAGCUUCUAGCGGUGAACAGUGUUUGCUUAGAAGAAGUUACUCAUGAAGAAGCAGUGACUGCCUUAAAAAACACAUCUGAUUUUGUUUAUCUGAAAGUUGCAAAACCCACCAGCAUGUUCAUGAAUGAUAGUUAUGCCCCUCCAGACAUCACCAACUCUUAUUCUCAGCCAGUGGAUAACCAUAUCAGUCCUCCUGCCUACCUGGGGCAGUCACUGCCACCAGCAUCCCCAGGGAGAUAUUCCCCAGUUCCAAAGGGGAUGCUUGGAGAUGAUGAGAUUACAAGGGAACCUAGAAAAGUUGUCCUACAUCGAGGAUCAACAGGGCUUGGCUUCAACAUCGUGGGAGGGGAAGAUGGAGAAGGAAUUUUUAUUUCAUUCAUCCUAGCAGGAGGCCCUGCUGAUCUGAGCGGGGAGCUCAGAAAAGGAGACCGUAUCAUUUCAGUUAAUGGUGUAGACCUCAAAGCUGCAACCCAUGAGCAAGCAGCAGCUGCCUUGAAGAAUGCAGGCCAAGCCGUAACCAUUGUGGCACAAUACCGUCCAGAAGAAUACAGUCGUUUUGAAGCUAAAAUACAUGAUUUACGGGAGCAGAUGAUGAACAGUAGCAUUAGCUCAGGAUCCGGAUCUCUACGAACCAGCCAGAAGAGAUCCUUAUAUGUUAGAGCUCUCUUUGACUAUGACAAGACUAAAGACAGUGGCCUUCCCAGUCAGGGACUGAACUUCAAAUUUGGCGACAUCCUCCAUGUCAUCAAUGCUUCUGAUGAUGAAUGGUGGCAGGCACGGCAGGUGACGCCAGAUGGAGAAAGUGAUGAAAUUGGAGUUAUCCCAAGCAAGCGCAGAGUUGAGAAAAAAGAACGAGCGCGCUUAAAGACAGUAAAAUUUAAUUCCAAAACAAGAGGAGACAAAGGGCAGUCAUUCAAUGACAAGCGUAAAAAGAACCUCUUUUCCCGAAAAUUUCCCUUCUACAAGAACAAGGACCAGAGUGAACAGGAAACCAGUGAUAUUGACCAGCAUGUUACCUCUAAUGCCAGCGAUAGUGAAAGUAGUUACCGUGGCCAGGAAGAAUAUGUCUUGUCUUAUGAACCAGUCAACCAGCAAGAAGUCAAUUAUACUCGGCCUGUGAUUGUCUUGGGACCCAUGAAAGACAGAAUAAAUGAUGAUCUGAUCUCAGAAUUUCCAGACAAGUUUGGAUCGUGCGUUCCACAUACUACCAGACCAAAGCGAGAUUAUGAGGUGGAUGGAAGGGAUUACCAUUUUGUCACUUCUCGAGAGCAGAUGGAGAAGGACAUUCAGGAUCAUAAAUUCAUAGAAGCUGGUCAGUACAACAAUCACCUUUAUGGGACAAGUGUCCAGUCAGUACGUGAAGUAGCAGAAAAGGGUAAACACUGCAUUCUGGACGUCUCUGGUAAUGCAAUCAAGAGAUUGCAGAUUGCCCAGCUGUACCCAAUCUCCAUUUUUAUUAAACCCAAAUCCGUGGAAAAUAUCAUGGAAAUGAAUAAACGUUUAACAGAGGAGCAGGCCAGGAAGACUUUUGAGAGAGCCAUGAAACUGGAGCAAGAAUUUACUGAACAUUUCACAGCUAUUGUCCAAGGAGACACGCUGGAAGAAAUCUACAACCAGGUGAAACAGAUCAUAGAAGAGCAGUCCGGUCCUUACAUCUGGGUCCCAGCAAAGGAAAAAUUAUGAAAAUAGAGAGAUUUUUUUAUUUUCAUUUUCUAACUAAAGAUGUCAUCUAUUGUAUUUGACAACUCUUCACUCCUUCCAGAGGAGCAUGUCCCUAGCUCUUUGCAGUAUGGGCCACUCCUUACCAUCACAUUCUGCAGUUCCCAUAACCUAUCACAUUUUGAUGUCUGUUUUAGUUUAAAUAAUUUGUAUAAUUGCGUGUUGUUGGUUUGCCAUUUUUCAAACAUGAAGGUGGAAUGGCCUGACCAGCUAUUAAGGGUUGGGGGUAGGAAAUUAUGUGGUAAAAUCCUUAAUGUUUAAGGGAAAGUAACUUUCAGAGAUUUUCAGAAAAGCUUUAUAUACAUUCUUUUAAGAUUUCGUAACAAAUGAAAGUCGUCUUACUUAACGAUGUUGUAAAUUGUGAGCAACUUUGCACGCUUAACUUUAAUAGCAUGGUUUGGCCGAGGCAUUUAAUUUCCAGUUUUAUUUUCUGAGUUGAUUUUUAUUGUCAUAGCAAAUUUUUCUUUAUGGGCAGUUAAUGAGAAACUUUUUUUUAAUUUCCCAGUUAAUUAUUAAUUAACUUCCAUUACUUCGUAAGGGAUAUUCAUUUUCAUAAUUUCAUAAGGAUAUUCUUAUAAUCUAUUUUUUCAUUUUUUGCCAAUAAAAUUGCUAGGGAUAAAGAUGUUUAAUGUUUUUAAUCUCGCUCAUGCAACACUAUUUGCAGUGUCUUACAAAAGUUGUUUGUAGAUAAUGGUCAUCACACUUUUUUGAGUCCUAAACAUCUUUAGGUGCUAGGGAAGUUUGCAUUUUACAAAGGGGCGGCAAAUUUUCAUGGUCAGUAAUACAGGAAAUGUUUGCAGAGAUGGGUGAUCGUUAAGGUAAUGAGACAACAAGUGAGAUUCAUAGCCUAGAACUGUGUGUGUUCUUAGGGGGUCAGAUUUUAAUGAAUAUUUUACCCACAAUAACUGCCUAUUUUGUUAUAAUAAAAUAUAUAUAUUAAACUUUCUUUAACUAAACUCUGUAACUAUGGGAAUUAUUUUCUUCACAUAGUUGCGUGCGCGUGUACACACACACACACA